This is a messenger RNA of Callithrix jacchus (white-tufted-ear marmoset), 2176 nucleotides long. Its product is annotated as zinc finger and SCAN domain-containing protein 5B. Lineage: Eukaryota; Metazoa; Chordata; Mammalia; Primates; Cebidae. The record is from RefSeq and is a predicted model, not a curated record. Gene Ontology annotation, cellular component: nucleus. Gene Ontology annotation, biological process: regulation of gene expression.
CAACUAUUCAUCACAUCUCAACAAUGAAUGUGCACUAUUUUCAGUAUCUUGGAAUUCACAUGUGAAAGCUUUGCUCAGAUGAGAUCAAAUCACUGGUUUGAUAUUAAUCAACAAACUCUAUUUUGAUUUUUCUCUUUCCUUUUCUUUUUUUAACCAUUUCAUCAGUAAGUCAACCAGCUCUUAACACGCCCUUUACUUGUUGGGAUAUUACUGUCUGUGGCCUGAGGAGAUCCAAAGUGGCUAAAACGUACGGAUCUGUAUUUUCUGAGGCCUCCAGAUACUUCAGAAAUAUGACAAAUCACUCAGCAGAGCGGGACAACCCAUGCUGUUUGCACAGUAGGCCUGUUUAAUACUUGAAUUUCCUGUGGGUGGGGUUUCAUUGGGAAAUGCAAUCAACGCCAAUCACCGAAAAUGCAUUCUGUGGCCCUAAACCAAUCACGGGGCCGCACAGGGAACCAGAAGAGGGGCCUGGGGCCCCCUCGGCUUCUGUAUAAAUAGAGCAGUUCAGCUCCCGGCCGGGUGGAGAGCGCAGCCCGCACGCGAGGAGGUCGGAGGCGGAGGCCGGGAAGGCGAUAUGGCUGCAAAUCGCAGACUCCCCUGGCGUCAGGGAGAACCCCGAAACAGACCUGGGUUACAGCUGCCACGGUCCGUGGCAUCCAUAGAAACUAAACUUAGAAAUGACUACGGGGACCCUGAGACUUGGCACAUGAACUUCAGGAUGUUCGACUGCCCUGGGGAGUUGGACCCCAUCCAGGCUCUGAGGAGACUCACUGAGCUGUGCCGCCUGUGGCUGAGGCCCGACCUCCACACCAAAGAGCAGAUCCUGGACAUGCUGGUGAUGGAGCAGUUCCUGAUCUCCAUGCCCCAGGAGCUCCAGGUCUUAGUCAAGGUGAACGGGGUACGGAGCUGCAAAGAGCUGGAGGACCUGCUGCAGAAUAACGGAAGACCCAAGAAAUGGUCUGUGGUCAACUUGCUUGGCAAGGAAUAUCUUAUGCUGGACUCAGAUGCUGAGAUGGCUGAAGCCCCCGCCAGUGUCAGGGAUGAUCUGAGAGACGUGCCCAGCCAGCGGGCCUCCUCUGUGAAUGACGUGCACUCGGGGGAAGGCCAGGCCAGCCGAGAGCUGCAGACCCUGCCCUGGGUCCCUGCACUGUCCAGGGGGCAGGGAGAGGACUUCCUGCUACAAAAGAGUAUUGUCAUGAAAGGUGACCCAAAGGUUCUGAGACCCAAGCAGAACGUGGAGAAGGAUCUGAAGGAAAACAGCAAAGAGAACCCAGGACUCACAUCCCCAGAGCCUCAGCUUCCACAGGGUCCCACAGAUCUGGUGAGGGCAAAGGAUGGGAAGGAACCGCAAAAAGGAGCCUCUGUGGAGAAUGUGGAUGCUGACACAGCUUCUGCCUGCGCGGUGGACACAGAAGCUUCGACUCACAGUGAGGACAGAGAGUCUCUGAAUCCGAGAGGUCCCAAAAGAAGCAAACCAGACGCCACCUCCAUUUCCCAAGAAGAGCCUCAAGGAGGAGACACACCUGUGGGCAACAGAGAAUCCCCGGGACCAGCUGGGAUGAAUCCAGUUCAUUCCCCAGGCCCUGCGGACGCAGGCAGUCACCCCGCUGGCCAAGAAGCCGUGGCACUGCGGCCCUUUGCCUGUGACGUGUGCCGUAAAGCAUUUAAGUAUUUCUCCCAGCUAAAGCUCCACGAGCGAUCACACACGGGAGAGAGACCCUUUGCAUGUGCUCAGUGUAGGAAGCGCUUCUUGCAGGCCUCAGACCUCCGGGUUCACCAGCGCACCCACACCGGCGAGAAGCCCUACAGGUGUGGCGUCUGCAACAAGCGCUUCGCCCACGAGUCCACCUUGCAUGGUCACAUGAGGAUGCACACGGGGGAGAAGCCGUUCAAAUGCAAAUGCUGCGGCAGGGUCUUCAGCCACAAGGGGAACCUGAACGUCCACCUGCGCACCCACUCUGGGGAGAAACCCUACAAGUGUCCCGUGUGCGGGAACGUCUUCCGCCAGUUGGGAACGUCCAAACGCCACCUGAAAACACAUCAGAAACCACUUCCCCGUGAUUUCAGAGAGGGGUUCUCACCCUCCACCCCAGGAGAGACUGAAUGAUGACUUUUCUGCAUGGCAUAAAGUACUUGAUGGGUGCUCCCAGGAUGUUUGAGUAAAGAUGUGUGUCCU